CUGUGAUGUCUUGCGAAUUUUCUUUUUCAGUUGUUGCAUGUAGUUUUCAAACGGAAAAGAGCUGAAUUUGUCAAGAUUUCCAAAACGAGAAACAAAAUCAGUUAUAUGCAGAAGACUAUGUACAUUCAAAGAUAAGAAACCCAAGCCGUAAACUUUUUCACAAUUCAUAAUAAAAUGUUCAAGCAAAGAUGCUGCAAAUUCAACAAAGUCUUUUCUUGUGGCAAGUUCAUUGCUAACUAAAAUUAAAGUAGCCAUGGCUAGCAUUAAAAAUAAAGAGUAAAUUUUUUUGGAGACAACAUUUUUUAAUACAAUUGCUCCGGUAUACAAUAAAAGUAAACGAAAUUCUGUAGCCUUAUAUCGCUUGACUUCAGUUAUAUUUCGAGUUUUUCUACGAGAAAAUUCAAAAGGUAUGAACUUUUUCAGGUAUUUUAAAUUUUUAUUUAAUAAUAAUACUUUUCGAGCGGGCAACUUGAAAGGUGGCUUUCCAAAUAUUAGCCCAUAUUUCUUCUGACAAAAUAUUCUUUUUGUGACUCCCAAAAGAAUGCAAUGCAUAUAAUCGAGAGGGACGUCCUCAAUUAGGUCAAAUUUGGGAAUAUUUUCUAAUAAUGUAUAUCCUACAUGAUGCUCCUCUUGCUUUUUAGAUCUAAAAUCAGCAUCAGUACGUUUCUGGUAUUGAGUUUCGUUAAAACAGACAACACCAUCAUAAAUAGUUCCUUCAGUGCAACAUUUCGUGCACGAAAAAUACCCGCUGUGGCCUUUAACCGCCAAAAUAUAGGAUUUUGCAGUGGUGGGACUCCGUGCCAUGUAGAAUUCGACAUAUCGAAUUCUAUUGUCGCUUUCUACCAUUGAAAGCGAUUGUCGCUUUUAUUUGCACUCUGUGCUGCUAUCGCAUACGAUCGGCUAUCUUCGGUAUCUUUUUAAAUAAUCGUAUUACCUGACCUAAAAACAUCCACUUGUCAUUUUUGUAAAAUAUUAUGGAGGAUUGGCUCGUGCAGUUCUUUCCUUGUUUAUUUCAUGCAUUUGAAGAAGGAAGAAACUAGUCUGCGGAUUUUCUGAACAGUUUUAUUUAAUUAUUUUUCUAGGUUAUGACGCUAUUGUUUUGUUUAGAUUUAUUUUUGGUUCUGCUUCUAAAUUGUGUUUAUUUGUUAUAUUAUAUGAACUAGUAGUUGUCGAUAUCAUUGAUAAAGUAUUAUAAUUCCAAGCUCCAUCAAAUUUUCGAAAAUGAGGGUGAGAUCUGAGCAUUGGGAAGUGCUCCUAACUUUUUGUGAGAAAAACCCUCAGCUAGUUACGAAUAGGUUCAGUGGUUUUAAGGGCAGAGCCAAGGGAACUGCUUUGUGGCAAAACAUUGCCUCAAAGUUAAAUAGUUUGGGAUUUGGUGAGAAGAGUGUCGAUGGAUGGAGAAAGACACUUACGGAUUGGAAGAGCAAAACAAAAAACAAAGCUACAGCUCUGAAAAAAGAGCAACAACAGACUGGUGGUGGUCCACCUCAGCUACCUCCCUUAACACCAUUCGAGGAGAGGUUGCUAUUGCUAAUGGGGACGAAAGCAUUAGAAGGUGACGAGGCAGUGCCAGAGUUGGGUUUUGGAAAAGUUCAGAUUCCUGGGAAACCUAUGUUAAAAAAUAAUAUGCCGAAACCAAUAAUGGAAGUGAGUGAAAUAGAAAUUGCUGCAUCAUAUGCAUAUGAUCACGAUUAUGUUGAGAACGCAGAGGUUGCAGUACCAAGUACCUCACAGAACACUACUUGUGCUGAAGACGUGCAAGACAUAUCGAGAGGUAUAAAAAGAAAAAUGGAACCACAAGGCAGCAAGAGGUCAAGACCAUUCCGACGUCGAACAAAUACCACAGUUGGCGUUUCUAAUGAUCUGUUAAAUAUAAACCAACAAUCGGUUGAAGUUCUACAGAACAUCAAAAAAAACACUGAAUCACUGGCAAGCUCAGUUGAAAAAAUAAGCAAUAAUACAGAAAGCAUUGCCAAUUCUCUAAAAGACAUUGCUGACAUAGUCAGAAAUGCUUAUUCAACAACAUGAAUUUUUUACCAAUUUUUUUCUACUAGCAAUAAUAACUAUUUAUAGAAGGUGAAGGUUUUUUUUUUGUUUCUGUUAAAUGCCAAAGUUUUUUUAGUUUGUAAAAUGUGGUAUUAUUUUUAGGGCUGUGUUAAAAUAAAUAAAGGAUAUUAUUAUUAAGUUAUUAUUAAGUUUUGCAGUUGUGUUAAUAUUAUAAGAAGUUCAUGUAGUUUUUGAGGUAGAGGUUUUUUUUUUAAUUUCUUAUGGUUGUAUUAAAGUUAGGUUUAUUUAGUCUUCAACAUUUGUUACAAUUUUUUUAUGGCUGUGUUAAAUGCCGAAAUUUAUUUGAUUUUGGUACAUCUAGUUUUUGAGUUGCUUUACCUACUAAGUAUUUCUUGUUUUGUUUGUAUUAACUUCCAAAAUACACGUUUUCAAGCUGUGAUUCUAUUUUUAUUUGUACUCUUCUGUGAUAAAUGCAAAAUUAUUUAUUAAAUUUAU
Molecule: messenger RNA, 2502 nt
Organism: Ceutorhynchus assimilis (cabbage seed weevil)
Lineage: Eukaryota; Metazoa; Arthropoda; Insecta; Coleoptera; Curculionidae
Source: the annotation of a GenBank genome assembly